This is a messenger RNA of Salvia splendens (bonfire salvia), 2488 nucleotides long. Its product is annotated as probable protein phosphatase 2C 55. Gene Ontology annotation, molecular function: protein serine/threonine phosphatase activity. Gene Ontology annotation, biological process: protein dephosphorylation. Lineage: Eukaryota; Viridiplantae; Streptophyta; Magnoliopsida; Lamiales; Lamiaceae. Bases 722 to 2281 code for a protein of 519 amino acids. The transcript is spliced from 6 exons. The record is from RefSeq and is a predicted model, not a curated record.
GGCGAUUUCCAUCUCUUCAGUGUUUAUUUUACAAGGAUUUCUCCCUUUUUCAUCCGUCUCUUAUAUUUUCCUCUUUUAUAGCUCUUGUGUUUGUUUGUUGAUGUAUUCUGGGCUACUUUCGCUGCCAAUUUUUUCUAGAAUCAGUGCUGCGUAGACAAGCAGCAAAUAUUAUGAUGGGAACAACUUGUAUUGAAUCAUAAUUUGUUCAAGGAUUUGGUCUGGGCUGAAGUUGUUGAUUUUUUAUCACGGGGGAUUAGGGUUAGUUGAUUCAAUUUAGGGGUAAUUUAUAUGACGUUGGUGUGACCUCUUUCUUUCUUGAGAUCCCUCCAUUUGUUUGUUUGGUUGCUUCUCAUGUAAAACAAGAAAGCAGACAGAUUAGUCUGUAUUGUUCAAUUAAAAAAAGGAAUUGCAAAUUUCCGGAUCGCAAUUCUAAAUUUUCCCAUUCAGAAUUGGUUAACUACUAGUUUUGCAUUCAAUGAUAAUUUGGCGUUUAAGUUGCCCAGGCAUGAAAUUUUUCAUUUAUUUAAAUUGUAUAGAAGGCUGGCACCAAGUAGAAAUUAUGGGUUCAUUCAUUUAACAUACUUAAGAGAGGCCGGUGCUCCUGUAUUCUGGUUGAGAUAUAUAUAUAUUGGGAGUAUGAGAUUAUCUUCUCUUGGUUGUAGUUGUGAUUGUAUCAUCUGUUUCAAAAGGCUACCAGAUUUACUUCAAUUGAGCCAGGGAAAUGCCAUCCAAUAAAUUUUCAAGAUUUCGUGGUGCAAUCUGGCAAGGAUUCUGGAGAUCAAUAUAUGGGCAAGAAACUGGUAUUCAAGGUCAGAUAGAUGAUUUGAUUGGCCAGGGGAGGUUGUUGGUUGGCCGCUCUAGGCUGUUACAUUUUGUACCCUCUGAAAGAAAUAGUGACCCACAUAUAUUUGUUCGGUCUGGUACUCUUGCUGCUGCUCAAGCGGAUCUACAUUUAGCCAAUCGAAGAAGAAACCUUUCAGUUGUUGAAUCAUUUUCUCGAGCAGUUUCCAUACCAUCUAUUUCGGGGCCUUCAUUUCAGGUUUGUGGGUAUCACAUUGAUUGUUUGCAAUCAAGGCCUUCUAAAGUCUCUGGGAUCAGCUCUCAGAAAUCACUUAUGGCUGGUUGUGGGUCCAGAUUGGCUCACACAGAGUGCUCUAUUGGAAAUUUGUCUCCUAGACAUGUUAAACAUGGUGCUGCUUCAUAUCACUCUUCUUGUGUGUAUAAAAGGAGUAGCGCUGAAUAUUGUAGAAGCGCUACCAUGAGUUUCAGAAAUAAAGAGCAGCCUAAUAACUUCUUGUUGUAUGGUUAUUUCAUAUACAAUGGCGCGAAGAGAAAGGGGAGUAGCAAUCCAUUCCUUGGAUUUGGAUUUGAGCGUUCUUAUCUAUCAUCACCUGUAUUUUCAUCUUCCGGCACUGCACCAGAGGUAUCAUUUGAGAAAUCCGUGAAAGAAGAACAGCGGUCAACCUCUGCUGUUUCAUCUGAGCUGAACAGUCCAAUCAUCAGAGCUUUGAAGCUGAAUUCAGGAUCAUGUUACUUGCCCCAUCCUGACAAGGAAGAAACUGGCGGAGAAGAUGCUCAUUUCAUUUGUUUAGAUGAACAAGCCAUCGGUGUAGCUGAUGGUGUUGGUGGAUGGGCUGAUCUAGGUGUUGAUGCAGGUUUGUAUGCACGUGAGCUUAUGUCACAUUCAGUCAAUGCAAUUCAAGAAGAACCAAGAGGUUCUGUCGACCCUGCCAGAGUCCUAGAAAAAGCCUACACUAGCACAAGGGCAAAGGGAUCCUCAACUGCUUGUAUUAUUGCUCUCACUGGUGAGGGUCUCCAGGCCAUUAAUUUAGGAGAUAGUGGGUUUAUGGUUGUUAGAGAUGGAAGUACAGUUUUCAGAUCCCCUGUUCAGCAGCAUGAUUUCAAUUUUACUUAUCAGCUGGAGUGUGGGAGUACUGGCGAUUUGCCUAGCUCCGGACAGGUGUUUACAAUACCUGUUGCUCCAGGAGAUGUGAUAAUAGCUGGGACUGAUGGGCUAUUUGACAAUCUGUAUAGCAAUGACAUUACUGCUGUUGUAGUUCAAGCUACAAGAGCUAGUUUAAAGCCACAGGUGACAGCACAGAAAAUAGCAGCAUUGGCACGGCAACGAGCACAGGACAAAAACAGGCAGACACCUUUCUCUGCUGCAGCACAAGAAGCUGGUUUCCGUUAUUAUGGUGGGAAGCUUGAUGACAUUACCGUAGUUGUUUCUUAUAUUACAAGUGACCACAAGGACAAACUCUCAAGCAAAAGCUCUGACUAGAGAAGUAGUUGUGGUAUUCUACAAUUUUUGGAAGGCAAGACUUGUGGGGAGAUGCUUUGCUAGCCUGAAGCUGUUAUGCUGCUUUAAUAUAGUGAAUGAAUGUGAGUGUAUAUAAUACAGUUGUUAUGUGUUGGUAGGUAUGGUGAUUUAACAUUAUAAACGUAUUGAUGAAGCAAAUAGAGGAAGAAGAGUGAGAGUUUUGGAUUU